Ustilago hordei is the source of this 2481-nucleotide messenger RNA. RefSeq lists its product as uncharacterized. The record is from RefSeq and is a predicted model, not a curated record. The coding region runs from base 1 to 2481 and encodes 826 amino acids. Lineage: Eukaryota; Fungi; Basidiomycota; Ustilaginomycetes; Ustilaginales; Ustilaginaceae. Gene Ontology annotation, molecular function: GTP binding; GTPase activity. The transcript has a single exon.
AUGGUCAAGAAGCCAUCGAAAGCGCAAAAAGCCAAGCUGCGCAAGGGAGGUGGAGGCGCUAGCACCGAAAGCAUCAAAGCUCGGGGCGGCAAAGGUGGCCGUGGUCGUGGACGAGGCGGUGCUGCUACUACGGGCGGAGGUCGACUAGGUCGCUCAGCUCUCCUCCCACCAGAUCAGCAAGCAGCAUUCGAAUCACGUCGUCGUAUCGUACAACUGGAAGAAUCCGCCUUCUCCAAGCUCUCCCCUCCCGUACUCGAACGACUCAACAUCUUAGCAUCGUACGCUGACCUACGCCGACCUAUCCCAGACGAGCUCACUCACUUUGACUACUCUAGAUUUGGUCGCGCUCGAGCAGAGAACCAUCAACGGACCGUUGAUCAGGAACCAUGUAAAAAGGAUGAACAAGAGUUGCAUCCCCUCGCAGGCUGGCUCAACACUUCUUGGACGGGCACGGCGAAAGAUGCCAUCUCGUCAGACGAAAGCGAUGGAGAGGAUCAAGGGGAAGAAGAUCCAGGAGUAACAGGUAUCGAAGGAACUGGCGAGCUACGACUACCUAAACGACCCAAAUGGCGCUCAGAUAUGGACACGAAAACCAUCCAUGCUCAAGAAACCCAAGUCUUUCGACAAUGGCUUCGCAAGACAGACGCUGUGGUCGAAAGAGCGUUCUUCGCCUCUUCACCUCUCUUUGCUGGCUUAAACUCUCACACUCGAUCUCAGGACAAAGCUGCAUUCCCUUCCUCCUCCGCUACGCCCACACCAGGCAUGGGCGGGAGUAGGAUGGUCUCCAACAUCACCUCCCAGGACGCCAUCGCUCAACUCCUCACCCACCGUCCCCUCCCCGGAACCUCCGUCAUCGGCAGCUUAUACGAGCGCAAUAUCGAAGUCCAUCGUCAACUAUGGCGUGUAUGCGAACGCUCCGACCUCGUCUGCGUCCUUGCUGAUGCCCGAUGCCCGCUUCUCCAUCUCCCACCCAGUCUGAUUGGUUUCUUGGAGCGCUACAUGCGGUUGAAAGUCGUCAUUGUCCUUACCAAAGCAGAUAUCGUACCGAAGAAUAUCGUUGAACAAUGGAAGAAGUAUCUCAAAGAGCUGUAUCCGAGAUGGGAGGUAGUAGCUACGGAAAGCUAUGCGAAGAUGGAAAGGAUCGAGGGACAAGGAUCGAGGACUAGAUUUGCGCCUUAUUUGUCGCCGCAUUCGAGGAAGGAGCUUUUUGCGGCGUUGAGGAAGGCGCAUAAGGAUUUGAUUACGCCCCCGAAGGUGAUUAGAGAGGAUAAGGAGGGGAAGGGGAGGGAGUGGAUACCGCCUUGUGCGACUGAUACGGAUUGGGAGGGUGUUGAGAGGCGAGUUCAGAUGCAUACUGAAGGGCUCGACUCCGACACGGAGGAGCAAGCCACCGAUGCCCCUGUACAGGCGCUUGAUGAGGAUGCGCCGAACACAACAGAACCAUCAAAGAAGGAAGGUGGUGAAGGGAAGGAAACACGCGCACACCUCCCCUACCUAACAAUCGGACUCAUGGGUCAGCCCAACGUCGGCAAAUCUUCCCUCCUCAACGCUCUAUUCGGUUCCAAAGUAGUUCGUGCUUCCAAGACUCCCGGCAAAACAAAGCACUUCCAAACGUACUUCCUCGUCCCUCUUCCCUCCCCCAACUCCUCUUCGUCCCCCUCUAACCUCAACACGCCAAAAGAAAAGGCUGUGGGUGAAGAAACUCAUCGAGGUCAAAUCCGACUCUGCGACUCCCCCGGCUUAGUCUUCCCCUCGCUUAUUGGAAUGGAGAUGCAAGUCAUGGGCGCAAUCCUUGCUAUUUCGCAAGUGCAGGCUAUUACGAGUUGUAUCCGUUUCGUUGCCGAACAUAUUCCGUUGGAGAAAGUGCUUCAGCUCGAACAUCCACCCGACGAUGAUAAUGAAGGAGGGACAGGGGAAGAGGAGGGGGAGAAAGUGUGGACAGGAGUAAAGAUUUUGGAGGCGGUGGCGAGAAGGUACGGUUACAGAACGGCAAAAGCCAAUCGAUGGGAUGUCAACAGAGCGGGGAAUUUGGUGAUGAGAGCGGUGGCUGAGGGAAGGAUUAAGUGGGCGUUUAGACCGCCUUCGUCUGACAGACGGAGCGGAGAGGGGAUCUGGUUUCCUGACUUUGACCGGGAUGCAGCUAGGGGUGCAGAUGGUGCAGGGGAGGACUUGCUCACUGCUCCGAACACCGACGAUGACGAUCAGGGUGAAGAUGUGGACGAGAAGAAAGACGAAGGGGAAGAAGAGAGCGAGGAUCAGGACGACCCAGAAGCAAUCGCACGUAAGGUUAGAUUCGAUUUCGGUUCGAUAGAAGAGGACGAUGAUGAGGAAGACGAUGAUGCUGGAGGAUUCGGUGGUAGCACAAAUUCAUUGUUCAGCGCACUUGCUGUUGAGGAUGGAGGUGACGAUGACGAGGAGGAUUCAGAUGAGGAGGAUGAUGAGGACGAAGAGGAAGAGGAAGAGGAAGAAGAGGACGAAUAG